Messenger RNA from Paraglomus brasilianum, 1422 nucleotides. NCBI's taxonomy places the organism in Eukaryota, Fungi, Glomeromycota, Glomeromycetes, Paraglomerales, Paraglomeraceae. The record is from the annotation of a GenBank genome assembly.
AUGGAAAUAAAACUCGAAGAGCAACAGAAUGGAUACGAAUAUAUUCAGCGCGAUGAAAGCAGGAGCGAUACAGACGCUCCCAAUCGUGCAUCGCAGCUUGCUUCAAAUUUCCUUUCGUCCCUUAAACUGGAACAGGGCUACCAGCCGAUAGGUAGCGAAGAAUCAAGUAUUAAGGGUCAAGGCGUUCUAGGAAAAGAAGCAGAAGUUAUAGCCCGAGACAUCGGAGUCCAAGUCCCAGACACCGAUCAAGGGAUGACUGCAGAACAAGUAAAAGCAACCGGUCAUUUCCCGCUUCCCGGACAACCUGCUACUAAACCACUAAGCGCGCCACCAACACCUCUGGUGCCUGGUAUGGAUCCAUCACGUGCUGCCAUGAUGAUGGGAAUGACACAUGAGCUUCCUCCUCGGCCAAAAGUAAGCCAAGGUGCAGCGGGUCCAGUCGCACAGACGGCUUCACUAGCACGGCAGGCAAGACGACUUUAUGUUGGAAAUAUUCCUUACGGUAUAGACGAGGCCGGUCUCUCCGAGUUCUUUAAUUCGACAAUGCUCCAACUGAAUAUCACGACAGCUCCUGGAAACCCCGUUAUUGCGGUCCAAAUAAAUCAUGACAAGAAUUAUGCUUUUGUAGAAUUUCGAGCACCAGAAGAAGCAACAGCUGCAAUGGCGUUUGAUGGGAUUACAUUCCAAGGACAGUCUCUCAAAAUUAGACGACCAAAGGAUUACCAACCGCCCCCAGGACAGAGUCUGGAACCACCGCCGAUUCACGUUCCCGGUGUUGUGUCGACAAAUGUACCAGAUAGUCCUAACAAGAUCUUUAUUGGCGGGUUGCCCACGUAUUUGAACGACGAGCAAGUAAUGGAACUACUAAAGUCAUUUGGGGAAUUGCGAGCGUUUAAUCUUGUCAAGGACAGCGUAACUGGAGUGUCCAAGGGCUUUGCUUUCUGCGAAUAUGUGGAUCCAAAUGUCACGGACUUAGCAUGUAAAGGCCUUAACAAUAUGGAACUUGGAGAUCGCAAAUUAGUGGUUCAGCGCGCUAGUGUCGGGUCUGCCAAAAACACUACUGUAGCGACAACUCUGCCUCCGUCGUUGCUGAUCCCAGCCGGUAACGGGGAAAUGCAACCAACGCGAGUUUUACAGUUACUGAAUAUGGUCACACCCGAAGAGUUGGUUGAAGAUGAGGAAUUUGAAGACAUUUAUGAAGAUGUACGCGAAGAAUGUUCGAAAUUCGGAAAAGUAUACGACAUCAAAAUCCCGCGUCCCGUUCAGGGAAAUACGUCCGGUGUUGGAAAGAUUUUUGUACGCUAUGAAACUAUCGAAUCAGCAGGUGCCGCGUUACGAGCUCUAGCAGGGCGAAAAUUUGCAGAACGUACGGUGCUAACUUCUUAUAUUGACGAAGAGAAAUAUGUAGCAGACGACUUUUAA